This is a messenger RNA of Prorocentrum cordatum, 154 nucleotides long. NCBI's taxonomy places the organism in Eukaryota, Dinophyceae, Prorocentrales, Prorocentraceae. The record is from the annotation of a GenBank genome assembly.
GCCGGCCCUCAGCUCGUCCAGAUGUUCAUCGGAGACGGAGCGAAGAUCGUCCGGGAUGCUUUCACGCUCGCUAGGGAGAAGUCUCCUGCCAUCAUCUUCAUCGACGAGCUGGACGCCAUCGGCCAGAAGCGCUCUGGCGGCGGCGAGCUCUCAG